Folsomia candida is the source of this 1110-nucleotide messenger RNA. It is a transcript of the gene Naxe, whose product is annotated as NAD(P)H-hydrate epimerase. The coding region runs from base 136 to 1023 and encodes 295 amino acids. Gene Ontology annotation, cellular component: mitochondrion. The transcript has 4 exons. Gene Ontology annotation, molecular function: NAD(P)HX epimerase activity. NCBI's taxonomy places the organism in Eukaryota, Metazoa, Arthropoda, Collembola, Entomobryomorpha, Isotomidae. The record is from RefSeq and is a predicted model, not a curated record.
UAAUGAGAAACUUGAGACUAUUGGGAUAAGUGAGAUCAUUCGAACAGCGCGUUAUAUUCAUUUACUUCUUUUUAUCAAAACUUAUUGUGGUUCAUUUUUGUUCAAGUGUUUCUCAUUCUCAUGCGAUUUUAACAUAUGACAGAAUUUAAAUUCUUAGUCUGUCUCUCAUUUUUUGCACUUUUCAACUAUUUUCGAUUGCCCAACGAGGAUUGGAUGUUGUUAAGAUUAAAAUCUGUUGUUAACAAAACUCUCGGAUCAUUUGUCCACAUUUAUCCGCAUCACACCAGCAGGACAAUGGCGACGACAUCAGUGUGCUCUUCAAGUUCUGUUCGGUAUCUGGGUCAGGAAGAGGCAAUUCAACUGGAUCAAGACCUUUUUCACGAGUAUAAAUUCACCCUAGAGCAAUUAAUGGAGCUGGCCGGUUUAAGUGUGGCGACGGCAGCGUACCGUGUGUAUGGCGAAUCUCACAAAAAUAGUCCCGUGCUAGCAGUCGCAGGUCCGGGAAACAACGGGGGCGACGCAAUGGUGGCUGUGAGACACAUGAAGCUGUUUGGGUUUGAAAAUGUCACUCUUCUAAACACUCGCCCCCCAACAAAGGAAUUUUUCCAAGCUCUGGUCACCCAAGCGGAACAAUCGGGCGUGAAGAUUGCAGAUGAUCCAACCCCAUUCUUAGAGGAGUCUUCGAGACCAAGUCUUGUGAUUGACGGCUUAUUCGGCUUCAGUUUUAAGCCUCCCGUCCGUGCAGAAAUGACCCCGUUCCUCCAGAUCUUGUCAGCACCUGCAUCUACCCUCCUCUCGAUUGACAUUCCGAGUGGGUGGGACGUAGAGGAGGGUCCACCUGCAAAUUCACCCCUCAUGCCCCACACCCUCGUCUCACUCUCCGCGCCAAAGAAAUGUGCCUCCUUCUUUCAGGGAAGCUUCCACUUCUUGGGAGGACGGUUCCUCCCACCAAAGUUGGUUGAAAAGUAUUGCCUUAAUCUUCCCCAAUAUCCAGCCACUGACUCUGUCAUUCUGCUCAAAUAGUGAUAAUAAUGUUAUAUAUAGCUUUCUUAUUUGUUGGCUGCAUAUCACUAUAAAUUGUGCAAUAAAUGUUAAGACUUUAAUAAUGUA